GCGGCAGCCCUGUCCGGACUCCACCGCGCCUCGCAGGGGCUCCGACACCAACCCAAGAUUCGUGGUCGUUAGUUCCCAUGGUUUCACGGCACAAUGAGGCACACUGGCUCUUGGAAACUGUGGACCUGGGUGGCAAUGUUCCUGCUUCCUGCUUUCACUUGUGUGACGGUCAGGGACAAGUCAGAAAGUACCUGCCCGAUUCUGAGGACGGAAGAAUAUCAGGAUGACAGAAGCAAACUUCAGGUUUCAGGCUUUGAUCUGGGAGAGAGUUUUGCUUUGAGGCGUACAUUUUGCGAAGGUGAUAAAACCUGUUUCAAAUUGGGAAGUGCCCUUCUUCUCAGAGACACUGGUAAGAUAUUUCCCAAAGGCCUUCCUGAGGAGUAUUCUGUAGCGGUCAUGUUUCGAGUACGAAGAAGCACCAAGAAGGAGCGAUGGUUUUUAUGGCGGAUUUUAAACCAGCAGAAUAUGCCACAGAUUUCUAUAGUGAUUGAUGGCACAAAGAAGGUGAUAGAAUUUAUGUUCCGUGGUGCUGAGGGGGAUCUGUUGAACUACGUUUUUAAGAAUCGAGAACUCCGCCCUCUCUUCGAUCGUCAGUGGCAUAAACUUGGCAUUGGUGUGCAAGCCCGAGUCCUUUCUCUCUAUAUGGAUUGUAAUCUAAUUGCAAGUCGGCACACGGAAGAGAAGGACUCUGUGGAUUUUCAUGGGAAGACAGUUAUUGCCACACGAGCUUCAGAUGGCAAGCCUGUGGACAUUGAACUUCACCGGCUCAUAAUCUCCUGCAAUGCAGACUUCCUAGCUAAGGAAUCAUGCUGUGACCUAGCAGCUACUAAGUGUCCUGAGCAAGACAACGUUGGAAGUACCACUCCAUCAUGGGUGACCACUCACACCGGUGAAAUGUCUUUAUAUCUACCGGGAAAGCAGGAACUUAAAGACCCAUGCCAGUGCAUUCCAAUCAAGGAGGAAGCAGGCUCACCUACUCUGGGUUCCCUUGGACCUAAAGGGGACAAAGGAGAACCGGGUGAAAAUGGCAUUCAUGGUCUUCCAGGCUUACUUGGUCAAAAGGGAGAACAAGGACUUGAAGGCACCAAAGGAGAAACUGGUGAAAAGGGUUUGAAAGGUGACCUGGGUCCUCAAGGUCCACCUGGCCCAAAAGGAGAAAAGGGUGAUAUGGGACCUCCAGGGCCACCAACCUCAACUGCUUCCAUAGGGAUACAAGGCCCCCAAGGUCCACCUGGAAAAGAAGGUCAAAGGGGAAGACGAGGGAAGACAGGACCUCCAGGAAACCCAGGCCCUCCAGGACCACCAGGACCUCCUGGGCUGCAAGGACUACAGCAGACUUUUGGCGGCUACCUCAAUAAGGGAACUGGUGAACACGAAGCUGGUGGCCCAAAAGGAGAAAAGGGUGACUCUGGGCUGCCAGGAUUUCCAGGGUCUGUUGGCCCUAAAGGACAGAAAGGAGAACCCGGGGAGCCUUUAACCAGAGGUGAAAAGGGAGAUAGGGGAGAGCCCGGCCUUUUAGGACCACAGGGAAUGAAGGGGGAACCUGGAGAUGCUGGUCCCCCUGGUCUAACAGGGAGCCCAGGACUAAAGGGUCAGCAAGGACCUGCAGGUUCCACGGGGCCCAGAGGACCACCAGGAGAUGUUGGAUUGCCAGGAGAACAUGGUAUCCCAGGGAUACAAGGCAUUAAAGGAGAGAAGGGAGAUGCAGGUGGAAGGCUAGGCCCUCCUGGACUUCCAGGUCCAAAGGGUGAUGCUGGGCCUCCAGGGAAAAGCCUGCCAGGGAAGCCAGGAUUAGAUGGAAAUCCUGGUGCACCUGGCCCACGUGGGCCAAAGGGUGAAAGAGGACUACCAGGUAUCCAUGGCUCCCCGGGGGACACAGGCCCACCAGGAGUAGGAAUCCCUGGCAGGACAGGCUCCCAAGGACCCACCGGAGAGCCAGGUAUUCAGGGUCCUCGAGGUCUGCCCGGAUUGCCAGGAACUCCGGGGACCCCAGGGAAUGAUGGACCUCCAGGGAGAGACGGGAAGCCAGGCCUUCCAGGCCCCCCAGGUGACCCGAUCGCACUUCCUCUCUUGGGAGACAUUGGCGCCUUGCUGAAGAACUUCUGCGGCAACUGUCCAGCCAGUGUUCCCGGGCUGAAGAGCAACAAAGGGGAUGAAGGAGGCACUGGGGAACCUGGAAAAUACGAUUCUGCAGCCAGGAAGGGGGAUGCAGGACCACGGGGUCCCCCAGGAGUCCCAGGCAGAGAGGGGCCAAAGGGAAGCAAAGGAGAGCGGGGCUACCCUGGAGUGCAUGGGGAGAAAGGCGAUGAGGGUCUUCAAGGAAUCCCUGGCCUCUCAGGAGCUCCUGGCCCAACUGGACCUCCUGGCUUAACAGGAAGAACUGGACACCCCGGUCCCACUGGAGCCAAAGGUGACAAGGGCAGUGAGGGGCCCCCUGGAAAACCUGGACCUCCUGGACCCCCUGGUGUUCCGCUCAAUGAAGGAAACGGCAUGAGCAGUUUGUACAAAAUCCAGGGAGGAAUGAAUGUUCCCAGUUACCCAGGACCCCCGGGCCCCCCUGGCCCAAAAGGUGAUCCCGGCCCAGUGGGAGAGCCUGGUGCGAUGGGCUUGCCAGGACUGGAAGGAUUUCCUGGUGUAAAGGGAGAUCGAGGCCCAGCAGGUCCCCCAGGACUAGCCGGCAUGUCGGGGAAACCCGGUGCCCCAGGCCCUCCAGGAGUCCCAGGGGAGCCGGGUGAGAGAGGGCCUGUUGGGGAUACAGGUUUUCCUGGACCAGAGGGACCCUCGGGGAGGCCAGGCAUAAAUGGAAAAGAUGGAUUACCAGGUGCUCAGGGCAUCAUGGGUAAACCUGGAGACAGAGGCCCCAAAGGAGAGCGCGGUGAUCAGGGAAUUCCAGGAGACAGAGGCCCACAAGGUGAACGUGGCAAACCAGGCCUUAUGGGCAUGAAAGGGGCUAUAGGUCCUGUGGGGCCCCCAGGAAGCAAGGGCUCAAUAGGAUCACCUGGCCACCAGGGCCCUCCAGGCUCUCCAGGCAUCCCCGGCAUGCCGGCUGAUGCUGUUUCGUUUGAAGAAAUCAAAAAGUACAUUAAUCAAGAGGUCCUAAGGAUUUUUGAAGAGAGGAUGGCUGUGUUUCUGUCCCAACUUAAGCUGCCAGCAGCAAUGCUGUCCGCUCAAGCUCAUGGGAGGCCUGGCCCACCGGGGAAGGAUGGGUUACCUGGACCCCCGGGAGACCCAGGACCCCAAGGCUACAGAGGACAGAAGGGGGAAAGAGGAGAACCUGGGAUUGGGCUGCCAGGGAGUCCAGGCCUUCCCGGAUCUUCAGCAGGUUUGCCAGGUUCACCAGGGGCCCCAGGGCCUCAAGGACCCCCAGGCCCCAGUGGAAGGUGUAAUCCAGAAGACUGCCUCUAUCCUAUGACUCCUGCCCAGCAGAAGGCAGGUGGGAAAUGAACGCUACAGAGGAAGACUCGUUCCUGGUGAGAUGGCCGUGCCAUUAGAGCUAUUGAUCCGUGCUUUACAGCCACGUGCUGUCAAGGCCUAUGAUUUCUGGAUCGUUUUUCUUUGCCUUUUUUUUUUCUUUUUUUUUUUUUUUUGCCUCUGAUGUGGCGCAAACAUCCGAAGCCACCAUCUGAAUCCUAUCCUGACAGUAAUUGGAAAUCAGUAUUUUCAGAUGUUUCCCAACGUCGUUCUGUGUGUUUUUGCUUUACCGUGGCCAUGAGUUCUACUCAGUUUCGUAUGAAAAUGCAAGCGAGCCUGUCAUGGGUUCUUCAGAAGAAAUCCCAUGAGGUGAUAUAGGUCACAGACGACAUACGCUUUGUGAACUCAUCAACAUGGUUAGACUUUGAUUUCUGAACUUGAAUUUUUGAAAUUUAUAUUGAUAUUUUCUUCAUAUUUAAAUUUACAAUUGUUGCUUGAAAGUCAUCUUUCUGCUCUUUUGAGACUGAGACAGCAUAUUACUGCUGUUGAUUGUUCUAUGACUGAUUUUUUAUGAGAAGUCUUACACCGUCCUACAUUCAUUCUAUUUAUACAGAAAAAUAGGUAAUAAGAGAUCCACUUUUAAGUUAUUCUUCAAAGGACAAACUAUGGGAGACUCUUUAUCAGGGAGCCCCCAAACUCAGCAUAGCUAACCGUCGAAAUGACUUUGCGUCUUCCUUGCUGUAAGCUCAAUUUGAAGUACUCCUCAUGACAUUGAACAUGUGCUACAAGAGAAAGAAGGAACCAAACUAACCCUAUCCUCACUUUAAUGAGUCUCCAGUGAUGGAGAAAGUGGUUUUUCCCUAAGAGGUGUUUGGUGGUGAAGUCAAAGUACCAAGUACCAAGUCUUUGGAUUUUGACAAACUUUAGUAGCCUGGCAAGACUUUUGUGCUCUUUCAUGAAUUAUUUCUGAUUUUGUGAUCCCCAGUCCCACCAUUAGGGCAAAGCACAGGACUUACAAUGACGGAAACAGAAGAGUCCUCACCUUGUUAAGUGAGAGUGAAGCACCAGCCAAUGAAUAGGUGGAGCACACGCCGUCCUAAGGAGAAUCAUGGAUGUCUUUUUAGAAAGAGUCCAGUUCUGCAAAGAAAAGAUGGAGAUUCUACAUGAAAGGCACUCCAUACCUACAGUAUUCUGGGUUUGGAGAUUUAGCUCAAUUGUAGAGCAGUUUCCUGGUAAGCUCAAGGCCUUGGGUUCCAUCCUCAGCUCUGGGGAAGAAAAUAAAUAAACAAACAUAUGCUCUAAAAGGAAGCAAAACUCCAAUGGGGUUAGCUGAAUUAUCCAACAGUAUUUUAUACUCCCUACCCAUUCAUUGUUUGGAGCAACUUUUUGUUGCUUGUCUAGAAUAUUUAGCACAAGGACAGAUGUUGCUGGGAUCUAAUUCAUUGGAUUUCCCCGGAAGCUGAGCGCACACUACCAGAGCCCUCCAGUCACAGAGACUAAUUCACACCUCAAGGAGCAGAACAUAUUCCACAGGAUAGGACGGUGUUUUCUACCUACUAAUUAAAGCAGGCAAUGAAUUUAGAAAAGCAAGCACCCCGAGAGUGGGGAAAGCUGUGAAGGUUUUCCCGGGAAGCAUGCCUGACGUAAGGCAGAGUUUGUUCAAACGCACCCAUGAUUUGAACUGGCUUUCCUUACAAAUAGAUGAGCUGCUGGCCGGGUACCGUCAACAUAAUUGUGCAUAAAUAUAGCUUUUUAGGUAUUUAAUAUUGAGUUUUCUCUGUGUAUUUCCAUCCAAGUUUAUUUAUUUUCCAAGUCUACUUUAUUUAUUCCCAAUGUUUUAAACAUUUUGUUGCUUAUUCUUUUAUUUUCUUUCUCAUGCAAUACCUGCAAUGGUGCUGUGUUUUAAACUCAUGCAAUUGGAAGAUGCAGACAUUUGUAUAUGUAUCUUCAUAAUCAAACGACAGUCUACCCCCCCCAUGUACAUAAGGUGAAAAGAUGGUGCUAUGUGUAUAUUUUGAGCUUUCAAUUUGUUAACUUUUCUGAAAACUUACAAAAUACCUGGCACAUAUUUACUUGAAUUUGCUGUAAAGCUAAGAUUUUUAUAUGUUUUCAAAGAUUAUUUUUCAUAUUAAUUGACAAGCUAUUUAUCCUUUUGCCUUUUGGUUUAUUCAAACAUAUUUAUUUCAUAAUUUUAAUAUUUUCAUGAACAUGUGACUGGUGAUCAAUGCAUUUGGGUUUUUUUAUUGAUCAGUUCAUAUGUAGAAAAAGAUUUCUUGUUUUGUAAAUUAUAUUCAAUUGCAUUCACUUCAGUUCCACAGAACAGAAACCUUUCUUAUAAGUGGUAUAGUUAUUAUUCUUCCUUUUUCUAAUUUCUGUGACUGUGAGGCUGACUUAUUUCUGUUUCAAGCAUUUAGAUUGAUUCAUGUGACUUGAGGAGGGGAUAAAAUGUUACAUGAUACACAUUGAGAGUGACCUGUCACCGUGAUUCAAGCGCAUUUUUAAAACUAGGGCAUGUGACUAAGUCUGAUAUACCCAGAGAGAGGGGCCUGAGAUUACAUAGCACAAACCCUCAAUCAUCUUGGAAAGUUGUUUUUCUUUUUGGGCCUCAGCUCUAUUCAUAACAAAGGGCUACAAGGGACACUCAGUCUAACUAGCGUAACAAAGAGACUGGCAGGUGCUCAACCCUUCGAUAAAAAUAAACACGAUAAUUUGGUCCCCCAAGUAGAAUAGGAAAUGUCCCUCUAAAUAACCAUUUGUUUCAUUAAAAAAAUAAUAAUUAAGAAAACUGUUUACUUCAGGUGUUGUCUUUAGCAAGAGGAAGAAUUAUUAGUUUUCUCUCAUUUGUACUGCACAUAUGUUUAAAUACAAAAUAAUUACAAGCCAUGAUGGCAAGAUUACAACUAGUUUUUUUUUUCCUUAUAAGGAUUUUAGAACUCUUUUUAAAUUUUAUGCCAGUUCAGGUAGCAAUUUUAGCUAGAAAUGUUCCUAUGUAGAGAAGAUCUAUUCCCAGUUCAUUUUGCUGGCUUUUAGAGUCAAAAGAAAAGAGAGAAGAAUGACCUUUCCACAUGAAAGCGUUGAAGAUUACUUCCAACCACAACAGAAGCUGUCUGGCUUGAGAUUUUCCACGUCUUACCUUGAUCAGAGCCAUUUAAAGACUAUGACCUCUUGUGCUUUUUUUCUGUCUUUCACAAUAUAGUUGAAGAUUGAAAUUUUGCCUACUACAAAGCUUAAGGAAGUAUUCCACAAUGUACUGCCUAUACAAAUUACCAUUCGAUUCUGAGUUUAUAAGCAAUUUCUAUGGCUAGGUCCUAGACAUGGUUCAGCUCUUCGGCAUUUCUGAGAAACUUAUUACAUCCCUCCUUUGUCCACAAGAUGGUGUUGGCGGCAGUUUGUUCAGAACUGGACAGACUCCCAGAAGUCUAAAACCUAGAAAACUUUGGUGAACGACUAAGUCAGACAUUGGCCUUUGCACUUUUGUUUUGUAAAUAUUCUUUGUUAUUCAUUUAAUUAAUUUGCGUUUUUCAGAAUUUUCAGUAGCUGUGUGAGGCAGGCACAAUAGCUUUUGGUUUGUUGGUUGUCUCAUUUGUAUUUAUUUAUUAUGUGUAUACCUAUAUGCGACAUGUGAAUUUGCUAUAAGGCUGUCUUAUGCCACUUUUGCAUUUUGGUGACUACUGUGCACACACUAAGUAUUCAUCCCUCCUUGCAGACAGGGCAGGUGUCCCUCUGACAAAUGAAACACAUUUAGCUUAGCACAAGGAGCUAUUUACACAUUACACAAUGUCUAAACUCCUUAUUGCUCAAGAUAAAUUUUGCAAUUAAAUUUGUGCAAUGUCUAUUUUUCUAGAAAUAUGUCACCCUUUACAAAACUAAGUAAGAAAACUGAUUUUCAAAAUGCCAUCCUUUUUAAGUGCCAUCCUUCUUCUAGUGUUGGUAGCACUAGCCCAAGACUGAGAAUUGGGCACAGUGAUGUUGAGGUGAUUUGAAUGACCCAGGGAAAAGCUGAACAAAUUUGAUACUUGCCCUUAUCCUUAACUUACUUUCUAUGCUUGUCUAGACGUAUCUACCACGCCAAGACACACGAUGUUUUCUCUCCUGGCUUCAGAGUGGGACAUACUCUCCCUUUGUAAUCCUCUCAUCUCAGAGAUGAAGGAACCUCUAUGAGGAGAAUCCCAGGAGAGUUUAAUUAUCGCCCUUGAGGGUAAUGUUGUAGCCCAUUGAGUUGUAUGUCUUCAUCAUCACUUGUGUAAAGUGGUGUUUGUUGGAUUAAACAUAUCCAAUGAGAAGGAGUUCCAGGACGCAGAAAAAAGAGGUUAUUUCUGUUUCUAUUUGCUAGUGUAGCUGGAGCUACCACAGCAACAUGUCACUGAACCAAGUCAUGACUUUUUCAUCAGUUUGGUUUGAUUGAAUGCAGCUCCAAGCAGACCCAGAGAACACUGAUUCAGGCAAGCAAGCCAGCAAGAAAAUAAUUAUCCAAAAGACAAAGAGGAAACUUAGUCUAGCAAGAAACAGCUACACAGAAAAAUUUUCAAGUUUGAUUUCAGUAGUGAUGUAUGGUUUGACUGAAGAUGUCAGCUGGUUACUUCAUGGACUUGCCCAAAGUGAAUGCUGGAAAACUAAACUCCGGACUAACUGCUCAGCAUGUAACAAGAGUCUGGGCGUUGCUUGACCAUAACAAGCCGACAGGCAUCAACAUUAAUUUUACAACUUUUUAUUUUGCUUUGGUUCUUAAGGUGUAUUUAAAGGAUAAAUACUUGUAGUGAAUUUGAAUUCAGAUUGUAUUAUGGACUAUUUUAUAACUAUUUAUUUUUAAAAUAACAUUUGGGAUGUAUUUUUCUCCAUUUUGUUUGUGUGCUAUCUUACUUCAUCAGCUAUUUAAGGUUGAGUUUUAUUACACUCACUUCAAGUGGAAUGCUCCUCGCUUAUGAUAAAUCCCAGUGAAUAUACGCUUGUAGGCCUUGGUUCCUCUCGCUUUAUUAUGCGUCAGGAAUGCCUCGCCUCUCUCAGCAAUAAAGGAAUCCACUCUAAAUCAGGGACCUCUAAGGUGCAAUUCUUAACACUGUGUCUACACUUCUGUCCUUCUCCAUGGCUGAAGCUCCACCCCAGUUCUGUUCUGUUAGCUCCGAGCCACACUGAGGCUUCACAGUCACCCUCACAUCAAGAGAAAGCCCACAGCAUCCAUGGAGCCCGGGACUGCUCUACUGGAGGCUCAGUGUCUACCACACUGGCCUCACAGUUUGAAUUUGUGACCUUCCUCCCUGGCAAACUAUGCAAAGCCCAGCGUAUUGAUUUCAGAUGAGAAUUAUAAACAGAAACAGAAGUAAGAGUGAGUCCAAAAUGAUGUUCUCUUCUAACAGAAGUUAAAAUCGAGUUAGACUUCUUGCUAGAGAGAGCUCUUAGAAAGCUAAGACGAGCCGUGACUAACGUUCCUCCUAUAAUAAGUUUCUUAGCAUGGCAAUACAUAUUUAAAUAUAUAGUAUGUUUUCUAAGAGAAAUUAAUUAAAUCAAAAUAUGCCAGUGGCUUUAUAUGUCUAUAUGGACUAGCUAAUGGCUUAAACAGUUCUUAACUAUCCUUGCCUUCAUAUUCCCUUACAAUAAAUGAAGUGGGUGCGCUCUAAAAAGUAUUGUUGUCUUCUCACAUGAAACUGUGAACUUGGAGACCAAAUAAAAACACAUCAAAAUAAACUUGAAAAAGAAGACAUGAAUCCCAAAACGUUGCUUGGAGUCAAUUUCCUCCAUUUUUUUUCUCUUCAGUUACAAAUGUAGAAUGAACAGCAGCACACAAAAGCAUGGGAAGCAGAAAGUUAGUGUAACUUGACAGUUUUUAAGACACAAAUAUUUAUCAGACAGCUCCCUCUUGCCAAUAACCAGAUCUAUCAAGCAUGCUACAGGUCUUUGGAUAACCUUCUCAAUGCCAUUUGAGCGCGUGUAUUGCAUAUACAAUAUUAUAAAUGGCCGACUUAUGUUUAAUAUUUACUGAGCCAUUGGUACUUAAUGUUCAACAUCAGAAGUUGAUAAAAACAAUUUAAGUACACAACUGGACAGUAUUUUACUACACAAAAAUUAUAACCUAUAAGGCCUAAGCACGAAUAUUGUCUUAGAGUUUUAGACUACUAUUUAUGGCCAUUUUCCAUUCGUAACAACAUCUCACUAACGUCUCAUUUUUAAUGCCAUUUAUAUGCCCCCUUCCCGAGGGUUACCAGCAUGCUUAAAGGUAAUUCUCCUGCUAUUUCUGAUUAUUUGUGCUAUGGGAGAUUUUUUUCACCAAUAUUGGUUAACUUCAAACCUGGAGAUUUUAUACCUCAGAAACAAUAUACCUCCAAAAUUAAAUAAUUCGAUUGUAAGUGAUCUUUGAAGCAGGGAUUUAAAUUAAGCACAGUUGGGGUCAUAUCUGAUAAUGAUUAAGGGUAGUAAUAUUGGUUUAACCAGCUUGAAAUAUAAAAUAUUCUACAUGGGUCACCAAACUGUAUGAUAUGACUACUCAUUCAUACUCUUCUGGCAAACAGAAGACAAUUAUCCAAAAUCAUCAACAAAUAUAUGUGCUCAGACUAGAAAAUUAUUUUCAUACUUAUUAACCAGCCUGUUGGCUAUUAGGAUUACGCAUCAAAUCAUCCCGCCUUGGAAGCAUGAGUAGAAAGAAACCAGAAAUCAUUUGCUCUUGACUAAUAAGCCAGUUUCUCAGCAACUUCAGCUGUCUACACAUUCCCCUCUUGACAGGUUCUCUGAUCGACACUACCCAAUCUCUAAAGCACAUCAAGGAAGAUGUGGAGAUCUCUCUUUUGCUAGGGAUGCAUAGUAGGCCUGCCUGGGUUUAGCAGCCGUCUUUCACGAGGAGCAUUCACUAGGCACAUUUUUUUGCAAGUUUUUCAUCAAAUAUUAGUGCUUCCCGUCAACUGUUUCAUUUAACUGAGAUUUACAGUGGGCUGGUUGUUCCUGCCAUUUGGGGUGUGCUAGUUUUGCAUAAGCUGUCUGUAAGUGGCUGUCCCCAACAUUACUGUACCUGUGGGUCUUGUUGUCCUGCCUCAAUAUGCAUCAAGUUUGUGUAACAGUUGGGUGAACUGAUAUUUGAAAUUUUAUUUUUUUAUUUCUUAUGAAUACGAUGUUAUAGGACUAAGGAACAUGUUUAAUUACUUAAUUUUUCUUUCCCUGUAUUUGGUUAUUGUCACUCUAAUUAAAGAUAA
Alexandromys fortis (reed vole) is the source of this 10589-nucleotide messenger RNA. It is a transcript of the gene Col19a1, whose product is annotated as collagen type XIX alpha 1 chain. The transcript is spliced from 50 exons. Lineage: Eukaryota; Metazoa; Chordata; Mammalia; Rodentia; Cricetidae. The record is from RefSeq and is a predicted model, not a curated record. The coding region runs from base 94 to 3444 and encodes 1116 amino acids.